AUUCAGAUAGUGAAUAUUGGUUGAUUUGGCUAGUUGUUCGUUGUAAAAAUGUUUUUGGCCAAGUGUUUGUUAUUGGUCUACUUUACGACGGAAAUACAAUCGGUGAAUCUCGAUAUUGAACUGGUAAUGAUCAAAAAUGAAGUUGUACCGGAAUUAAUUGAAACCUCACCACGCCUGACCAUGCAAGUCCUUUACCCAAAUGGAUAUUAUGUGAAAGCUGGCAAUAUAAUGAAAACCAUUGAUGUGGAGGAGCAACCUCUAGUUUAUUGGAAAACCGAUCCGACUAAAACAGUCUACUACACCAUUGUCAUGUUCUCGCCGGAUUAUCCAGAGCGAUCGCAUCCAGCAUUGGCCAAUUUUUUGCACUGGAUGGUCGUGAACAUACCCGGUGGUCGCGUUGAAGAUGGAGAAGUGAUCUGUGAUUAUUUGGGCGCCUUACCCGAACCGGACCAGGAGCUACAUCGGUACAUUUUCCUGGUGUACAAACAGAAAGCGAAAAGCAAUUAUGGAAUGGAAGAGAGGAUCUUUGGUGACGAUUUCGCGGCGAGAGAGAGAUUUUCGAUUAAGAAAUUUGUGAACCGAUAUUUGUUGAGUCCUGUUGCGGGCAAUAUUUUUUUGGCCGAAUUCGAUCAGAAUGCGGCAUCGAAAGGUGGAACGUUUAUAGUUGAAUAAAUAUUUUUGUUUGUUUUGUAAAAAAAUACUUUUUUUUAACGAAAACAACAUUGAAAACCAUUUGAUUGUCAUGUGAUUUGUAUUAUGAUGAUUGUUCCGCAAUUCAUUAAUAAUUUUAUUAUUCUUAGCAAGUGAGUGCUAAUUAAUUGCUA
Messenger RNA from Bradysia coprophila, 824 nucleotides. RefSeq names its product protein D2 pseudogene. The record is from RefSeq and is a predicted model, not a curated record. Lineage: Eukaryota; Metazoa; Arthropoda; Insecta; Diptera; Sciaridae.